UAUUUGGGUACCCUCGCCUUUUCACUUAUAUUUACAUAUUCUACAAACUAAAUACGACUUAACAACUCCAUGUGUACACUACAACAGCCAUAUUCUACAAACUAAAUACGACAUUUAACCUCAGCUGUGUCUACCCAUCUAGCGUCAAAAAAAAAACAGAAACUGCAAAUGAGUGUACAUAGAAUGUAAAUGAAAAAAGGUUAAGAAACGGCUAGCCAUUAACCGUUCUAGGAAAGGAAAAACAGUUGAUGAGUAGCCGUUCACUGGAACAGACAAUGAUUUUCCGUUAUCAUUGAGAAGAACGAUUAAUGAAUGAACGUUUUAUGCUUUUUAAAAACGGCUAAUGGAUAGCCGUUCUCGGAGUCUUUUCAUUGGGAUCCCCGCACACUAGAAAAGCCUUGCAGAAAGACACCCUUUUGGCCACGCUGUUUUAGCUUGGGAAGGGGUUGGGCAUGCCCAUAAGACCCAGUCUUAUCGAGAAUCAGGUGCACGGUUCAGAGUCUAAUCCUACAAACUAGGUCGAGAAGUUUCACACAUUGGAACUACCUUUUUUUCUUUCUUUCUUUCUUCACUACAAACGAAAAUGGAGGCGCAGUUGAGAACCAGAGGAAUCUAUGAAGAAAACUAAGAGAUGGGUCGAGUUAUGAAUUGAUGCAGCCAUGAAUGACUUGGGUCUGUAAGGAACGAGAAGAACACAGUGGAGAGAAACGAAGAUGAGGAUUUCUGAAUCUUACAUAGAGAGGAAGAUACUCAUGCUAUGAAUUAUGAGAAGAUUCCGUGUUUUUGGUGUUUCCAGUGAGGAAUUAGAGAUGGGUUUUGCUUGAUAAUCAAAUUUACAACAGAAAUUGAAGGAGAAAUGGAGUUUAGGGUUCGGUGAUUGAGGCUGUUGAUGUUUACAGGCAUGAUGGACUGCUAUAAUUAGGGUUUAGAUGGAUUUAAGCAAAAAUAAGAAAGUUUGUGAAGAAGAUGUCCCUGCCAUGGAUUAUUGGGUGAAAUUGAAGUCACGGAGAAGAUAUGGUGGUAUGGAGGUUAGGGUUUGGUUGUAGAUGCAGAAAAUGGAGGUGAUGUAAUUGGCAACAAGGAAGAAAUCAGGGAAGAUUGUUGUCUGAUGUUGAUGAGAUGGUAGUGAAGCUGAAUUAUGACUGCUGUUGGUAAAAUGGGUUACACGCUAGACUUAGUAACUGCAGGUGGUGGUACAAUUGCAACAGAAGUGGGUUUAGAAAUGGUGAAGGCAAUGGCUUUGGCAAUGAAGAGAUGAAUCGCAGCUGGGGAGUUUUGUGCUGGUGAUGCUGGAUGAAUCUGUGUUAGGAGACUGACAGUAAUGGUACUGAGUUAAGAGGUGGUACUGUGUCAUGGAAGAAUGAGAUCUGUGAAUUGAUGGCUGAUGAGCAGUUAAUGCAGAAUGGAAAGAGUUGAGGCGAAAGCAAUAACUGUAUGGAUGCGCACCAAGGGUUAGAGGCAAUAAUGGUAAUGGCCGGAGUUGAGUUGGAGAUGAAGAUGGUGGUGCUGAGAUUUUUGGGGUGCUGCUGUUGGUGGUUAAGAAGAAGCUGUUCCUGCAAUGAGUUUGUAAUUAUGCUUGAGUCAGGUGGUGCUGGUGGAGGCGCAACCUGAAGUACAAAGCAAAGAGGAAAAGAUGUUUGGAUAAGGAGAUGGCCUGGAGGUAAUGUUCAAUUGGUGUCAGCUACAGGUGGUGGUGCAAUGGUGUCUACGCUGUGGAAGAUGGAGUUACAAAUUGCUUUGUGUUGGUUGAUGGUUUGAGCUGAGUUGCAGACAGUGAGUUGUCCAAGUUAUGCACCACACAGUAGUACAUGAGUGAUGCUGAGGCAAAAUGGUAGCUGGAGUUGAAGCUGUUUAGAAGAUUGUUGGAGGAUGAAACUGUUGAGAAGGUUGUGUUAUGGUGAGUGAAGUAGAUGAAUGCUAGGCACUGUAUGAAAUGGCUUGAAUCAAUGUGCAGGGAAGAAAAAGUUGGCCUGCAUCCGGCAGAUACAGUGGAAACUCUGCCUGAAUCUGCACUCGGACGAGUCAACUCAGUGACCGAUCCAGAUGUUACAGUGCCGUCAGGUGGACCUUCAAAGAUAACGGCGACCGUCGAGUUUGAAUGAUCGGUGAAAUGCAGUCUAAUUUGAUUACUAUCCCAGAGGAAGAAGAAGAACAAGAACUACAAAAGAAGUUAGAAGAAAUAAAAAAGGGUUGGAUUUUAAAACCCAAAGAGAUGAAAAGAAGAAGAUCGAGUCAUCUAGCACUAAAAAGGUGUUUCUGGGCUAUUGUUUUAGCUUCUGUAAUCAUUGCUCUUCCAAUAAUAAUAGUCAAGAAUUGGCCGCAGCCCCAAAACAAUCCUCCACCUCCAGAUCAAUACAAGGUUGCUCUCACCAAAGCGCUUCAAUUCUUUGACGCCCAAAUGUCGGGGAGGUUGCCGACGAGUAAAAACAUUUCAUGGAGACAGGAUUCUGGGCUGAAAGAUGGGUUCAAGUAUGGGAAAGGUCAACUGAUAGGAGGGUAUUAUGAUGCUGGUAACAAUAUGAAGAUCAGUUUCCCCAUGGCGUUCUCAAUGACUAUGCUAAGUUGGAGUACGAUAGAAUAUGGUCAUAAAUACAGAGCAGUGGAGGAAUAUGAUCAUAUAAGAGAUAUCAUCAGAUGGGGGACAGACUACCUCCUUCUUACUUUUGAUUCCUCUGCCACGACUAUCGAUCAUAUUGUUAGCCAGGUAGGUGAAGCGGAUGAUCUUCGCUGCUGGCAAAGACCAGAAGACAUGGCAUAUUCCCGUCCGGUGCAUAGAGCAUACGAAGCAGCUGACCUGGCCGGUGAAGUUGCUGCAGCGCUAGCAUCUGCCUCCAUUGUUUUCAUUGACGACAAGAAUUACUCACAGAAACUCAUGAAAGGUGCUACUGCCUUGUUCGAGUUUGCAAGGGAUCAUAGCAAGGGUCAAUCUGAUAGCAAAAUGAAUGAAGUUACUGCACAGAUGUACAAAUCAUCAGGUUUUUAUGAUGAGUUCUUGUGGGCCGCAUCCUGGAUGUUCUACGCAUCCGGCAAUUGUAGUUAUCUUACCAUUGCCACCAAUCCGGACAAGCAUGCCUUUCUGUCAACACCAGAGUCAAGGGCCCUUAGCUGGGACAAUAAGCUGCCUGGCGCCCGGCUUCUUUUAACAAGGUUGCGGAUCUUUCUGGGUCCAGGUUACCCUUAUGAAGCAAUGUUGAAAGAGUAUCAUCACAUGAACGACCUUAACAUGUGUGCGUUCCUUAAAAGAUUCAACUUCUACAAUUUUACAGGAGGUGGUUUGAUACAAAUGAACCAUAGAGGCUUUCAAUACUUGCAGUAUGCAGCAAAUGCUGCGUUUAUAGCAUCUGUUUAUGUUGAUUACAUGAAAGCAGCUGGCAUGCCUGGCUGGUUCUGUGGUGGUGGAUACAUUGUUGCGGACGAUGUCAAGAAGUUCGCCACUUCUCAGGUUGAUUAUAUACUGGGGGCAAAUCCUAUGAAUAUGAGCUAUGUAGUAGGAUUCGGGGAGAAGCAUCCUAAGCAGGUUCAUCACCGAGGUUUCUCGAUUCCUGAUGAUGGUUACCAUUACUCUUGCACUGGAGGGUACCAGUGGCGAGACAGCCCGAAGUCUAACCCAAACAUUAUUGUCGGAGCAAUGGUAGGUGGUCCUGACGGCUUUGAUGAAUUUUAUGAUAUGCGGAAGUAUUACAAGUACACAGAACCAAGCUUGGCAGGAAAUGCAGGACUCGUGGCGGCUUUGAUAUCGUUGACUGCUAGUGGCGGUAAUCUGGUAGAUAAAAACACAAUGUUCACGGUUAUCCCACCAUUUUCCCCUUCAUCUCCACAACCCCCUCCCCCAUGGAAGCCAUGAUAUAACAAUCAUCAUCAUCAUCAUCCAUUCUAGCCAGAGACAGCAAAAUACUUUACAGAAAUUUCUACUCCGUUUGAAACAAGUGGAAAAGAAUUAGAACUGUCUACUGAUUAUAUUAUUAGUCGUAGUUUACAAGUAUUACUCGAAGGUUCUGAUCUUUACAAAGUUCUGCGUAAGUGUUUCCGGAUAGGCCAGGUUCACAUUCACUGGGACUGCGCUAAAAGAUUUGGCUGUGCAUCUUCAGGAUUAUGAUAUGUAUUUCCAUUAUUGAAGAGAUCCACUUUAACCAAAUUAUGUCAGGUAAAUCUCUUUAUGAUAUGUGCAUUACCCUUUGAAUGACUUACACAUUGUAUGUAAAUGUAAGCAAUAACAGGAAACUCAGUAGCCGUCAAUAAACAUAUGCUUAUUGGUUUAAUGUUUAAA
Molecule: messenger RNA, 4267 nt
Organism: Papaver somniferum (opium poppy)
Lineage: Eukaryota; Viridiplantae; Streptophyta; Magnoliopsida; Ranunculales; Papaveraceae
Product: endoglucanase 7-like
Exons: 6
Coding region: 2099-3844 (581 amino acids)
Biological process (GO): carbohydrate metabolic process
Molecular function (GO): hydrolase activity, hydrolyzing O-glycosyl compounds
Source: RefSeq, a predicted model, not a curated record